CGUCGCCGGAGAACGACAUCACUCUACUGAUUGAGGUGGUCUGUUCCUUUGCUACACUUGUCGGAGUGAAAUGCCAUCGUUAAGUUCUUCAACAACCACUGAAGAUAUGGACGUUAUUAACUGCAGUUUUCAGGUCUUGAUACGGUUCCCACACACCAUGUCUGCACGCCUCACAGCCAUCGUUACUUGUAUUAUAAGCUCACUGGGCUUGAUGGCUGCUGUGUCAUGCAAUACGUUAUUUAUCGUAGCCUUUGCGCGGACGCGAGAACUUCGUACUUACGCGAAUCUAUUCCUUGUCAGCCUAUCAUGUACUGACUUACUUGUAGGCUCCAUUGUCGAACCACUGUAUAUAACGCGGCAAACUCUGGCACUAUCAGGAAUAGAUGACUGUGGUGUUUGGAUCGCUUACUUGACAAUGGCACUGUUCUGUACGGGUGCAUCUUUUCUGAACCUCACUUUAAUAAGCUGUGAGAGAUAUGUCGCAAUAUUUUCCCCACUAAACUACAUGCGACUGGUGACAAAAUCUCGCGUUUUGAGCAUAAUUGGUGGAGUGUGGCUAGCGUGGGUAACACUGACCUGUGUGCGUUUUGCUGGAAUACCAAACCGUAUUGUAUACCUGAUUUGUUUCGCUGUCAUUGGCUCAUGCUAUGCUAUUACGGCUUUUGUCUACUUCUUUAUUUUCCGAGAGGCCAGAAGACAUCAUCGAAGGAUCGUUAGCGAACAACAAAACUAUGAUCCUCUCGCUCCGAGUGUAGCGCGCGAAACUAAACUUGCCAAAACGAUGGCGUAUAUAUUUGGUGCGUUGUUGGUUUGUUACCUACCCGGGAUGACAAUUUUACUUAUCCGCACAAUUAAAGGCGACUCGCCUCAAUUAUUGUACAAUUACUACCCAUGGGCAGAAAACUUGAUUUUUUUGAACAGUGCUCUGAACCCAAUGAUUUACUGCUGGCGCAAUCGUGAAAUACGCCGGGCAGUUUUUCGGGUUAUCAAUCCAGUGUUAAGUCAGAUGUUCAAUCGCCAUAUCGCCUCCUCGAUAAAGGUGGGGUAUGUUAACGAAGCUGGAUCUAGGACUCCGAAAACUGAAUACGGAACCUGUGUUUCUGGCAGAAGAGUUCAAACAUCUCCCAUAACAAGAGACGUCGAGAUACAAUCAGUUUGCUCAAGGGAGUAACAAGUGGAACAAUUCUCAAUAACCAGCCUGUGGCAAUAACUUUUUUUUUUCCUGCUAAGGGAAGAUUCUUAUCACAUCAAGUGCUAAUGACUCGAAUUCAUUGACAUCUCUUCGUAACUUCAAGACUCAGUGAAGGUGCUUUAUCACAAAAGAGACAACUUA
Pocillopora verrucosa is the source of this 1333-nucleotide messenger RNA. RefSeq names its product beta-1 adrenergic receptor-like. Gene Ontology annotation, cellular component: plasma membrane. Gene Ontology annotation, biological process: G protein-coupled receptor signaling pathway. The record is from RefSeq and is a predicted model, not a curated record. Gene Ontology annotation, molecular function: G protein-coupled receptor activity. Lineage: Eukaryota; Metazoa; Cnidaria; Anthozoa; Scleractinia; Pocilloporidae.